ACAAAGCUUAUUUGACAGUCAGCUUUUGAACUAAUGAGACAUGGAGUACUCCAACAAUACUACAUCCCUCAGCAAUAUGCCAAACUCCAACAGUACAACUGAUGACUACGCUUCCUACUACAGCCUAGAAGAAGACAACGAUAAGCAACAGUGCAACAGCAGUAUAAAGAAUUUCAGCAGAGUGUUCCUCCCUACCCUCUACAGCAUCGUCUUCAUCGUGGGCUUUAUUGGCAAUGCUCUGGUGUUGUGUGUCCUGGUCAAGUACCACAAAAGAUCAAAUGUGACAGAUGUGUGUCUCUUCAACCUGGCCCUUUCAGACCUCCUCUUCCUGAUCUCACUGCCUUUCUGGGCUCAUUACACCGCCAUAGCUGAGUGGAUCUUCGGAAGCUUCAUGUGCCAUGCGGUAACAGCGCUCUACAUGCUGGGAUUCUAUGGGAGUAUCUUCUUCAUGAUCCUCAUGACCAUAGACCGCUACACCAUUAUUGUCCAUGCCCAUAAUUCCCUCUUCUCCAAGUACCGGUCAGUCAGAGCUAGCAUAGUGCUGAUUUUGUUUACAUGGGCACUUAACUUGGGAGCUUCACUUCCUAACAUCAGUUUCUCCCAAGUAAAGAAUGACACAAAUGUAUGGACAUGUGGAGUGGAGUAUCCAGGAAUAGCGUGGAUGUCAUUCUCUUACAUUGAGAUGAACGUCCUCGGCUUGAUUAUUCCUCUCUCUGUGAUGGUGUUCUGCUACUCGCGUAUCGUUCCCAUUUUAAUGACCAUGAAAUCUCAGAAGAAACACAAAGCUGUGAGGCUCAUCCUGGUCUUGGUCAUUGUUUUCUUCCUCUUCUGGACGCCCUACAACAUCGUCCUCUUCAUGAAGGUUCUGCAUCACUUGGGCUACAUGCAGAGCUGUAGGUGGGAGCAGGACCUGAGCAUGGCUACACAGUGGGUGGAAACCAUAGCGUUCAGUCACUGCUGCCUCAACCCCAUCAUCUACGCCUUUGUGGGGCAGAAAUUCAGGAAUUUGGUUCUGAAGAUCCUGAAAGAGUGGUUUCCUCUUUGCUUUGGUCGCUGCACAACAAUCGUCAGUGACUUUUCAGAGAGGAGAAGCUCUAUGUUUUCUCGCUCCUCCGAGAUAUCCACCACAAAGAUUGUGUAGCCACAGGAUGCUGAUGGCAACGGGGGUUUAUCAAAGGAAAUCUCAAAUCUGCAGAUCUGCUCGGUUAAGCACGCCAUUAUUGCUGCAAAGAUUUUGGUUUUCUGAAAGUAUGUCAUGGCUUUCAAAAGUUACUUCAAUUUUUCGUCUUUGUUUAAAGUAAGUCACUUGAUUUUUGCUGUUCCACAAACAUAGCUCGCUUUUUUAUUUUUUUAUUUGUAGCUGCUCGAACGACAUGCAGCGAAAACACAAUGUUAAAUACAACGUUUCAUACUGAGCAGCUGAAUUAUGUUUAUUUUUAUGUAAAUAAAUAUUAAUCAUUCACACAA
This is a messenger RNA of Silurus meridionalis, 1467 nucleotides long. RefSeq names its product C-C chemokine receptor type 5-like. The transcript has 2 exons. Gene Ontology annotation, molecular function: chemokine receptor activity. The record is from RefSeq and is a predicted model, not a curated record. NCBI's taxonomy places the organism in Eukaryota, Metazoa, Chordata, Actinopteri, Siluriformes, Siluridae. Bases 41 to 1141 code for a protein of 366 amino acids. Gene Ontology annotation, cellular component: membrane. Gene Ontology annotation, biological process: G protein-coupled receptor signaling pathway; chemotaxis; immune response.